Durio zibethinus is the source of this 1570-nucleotide messenger RNA. Its product is annotated as RING-H2 finger protein ATL22-like. Gene Ontology annotation, molecular function: polysaccharide binding. Lineage: Eukaryota; Viridiplantae; Streptophyta; Magnoliopsida; Malvales; Malvaceae. The record is from RefSeq and is a predicted model, not a curated record.
UAUGGACUUUCAACAUUGAUCAGCUUUCUCUACCAAUAAAAGUCUUCUUUUAAUUCCUAACUUCCCACCCGACGUUUCCUACCCAUUUAACAAUCGUGACGGUAAAACAUAUUUAAAACUUGGAAGAAACCAUUCUUCUACGUCAAGUGGAAUUUCUUGCUCAAGCCUCGUUGACUUGGGUUCUUUAAUCCUUCAAGUCUUCACUUCACACAUUUUAAAAACAAAUUUAAAGAGACUAAACCUGGUAUUCGCAAACCUGAUUCUCUCCUCAUUGUCUUUGGCAUUUUAAACAAUGAAUACUUCUUCCUUCUUCCUUCUCCUUCUCUCAUUAGUUCUUUCAAUUUCGGAGGCUUUUGAGGCUAGCUGCCCACCUGCAAAAUGUGGUCAUGGUGGUUUUGUUAUCAAGUUCCCUUUCAGGCUAAAAACCCAUCAGCCUUUACAGUGUGGUGACGGUGACCAAGGUUUUGAUCUUUUUUGCAGAAACAACUCCACCGUGAUUCACUUCCCAUCUUACGGUGACUUGGUUGUCGAAUCCAUUUCUUAUGAUACAAUGAAACUAAAUCUUCUUGACCCCAAAAAUUGUGUCCAUGAAGUUUUUCUGAACCUCAAUCUUUCCCUCACUCCAUUCCAUUACUACUUCGUUUUGAAGAACUAUACAUACUUCAAUUGUUCAGUUUCGCUUGGGCCUUCUGUCGCAGAAAUCCCAUGUUUAAGUGGUUCUCAACAUCAUGUUUAUACUGUUGAAUCUCCUGUUCGUGUGCCGGAUUCUUGCAGGAUAAUAAAAACUGUUGCAAUUCCAUUUGCAUACAGUUCUUAUCUUUCUGACAGUAGCUUCGGUCUCGGGCUAACUUGGGAGUUGCCUGAACCUGUUGACUCUAGCUUCCAUUCUAAAGCAGGAUGGUCCCAUUUAGCACAGAAAAAGGUCCUAAUGAUAGGAGGCAUAGUUCUUCUAGCUGCGGCAGCAGUGCUGAUGAGCGUGAAGAUCCUUCGUGCCAAGAUAGUGGAUUCACAUGGAGAGAAGGAAAAUCAAUUUACAGAGGAGUUAAUAGCAGCACAACAUAAAUCCCCGAUGCAUCAAAGCUGCUAAAAUGAUUACUACUAUUAUAUAUCACCAUAUAAAUUUAGUAUGCAGAGCCAAUUGUAGUUGGCAACAAUACUUUUUUUUUUCUUUUAGUUAAAAUUUUCACUGUCCUUUUUUCUUUGUUGGGUUUCCCAUUCCCACUUCCUUUUUCACCAACUCAAAAUACAAGUUUAUAAUUUUCUUUAAACAAAAUCCUUUUUCAAGUGUUCAUAAGUCCAAUAUAAGAAGGCUAAAUACUAUUUGGGCCUACAUUGACCCAAAGACUUACAUUAAGCUCAUAGUCAUAUCCUUUUUUCUCUUUUAAAAUGGGCUUAGACGACAUGGGUAAAUGAAUGUUAAUGGGUGAGCUUGCAUCCUUUGUCAACUUUUGUAAGUAAAAGUAGCCCAACAAUAACUUCAAAACCUAAAGCCCAAAACUUUAAACAAUUUGGAAGGAAAAAAGCCUUAGGACUUCUCUUCUCUAUGUUUUAUUUAAAAAUAAUAAUAAUA